UUUGUUAUACCGUAGACUGAACAUGUGCGAUAAAUGAUCCCUAAGAAUAAUAUAAAGCCAUAUAACUUAUGAAAAACUUCUAAUAAUACUAUAAUAGAUUUCUGAAUAUGCGGAGCUUUUAGUCCAUCUUAAAUGGAGCAAAUAAUAAAAAAGGUCCACAAUGUGGACCCGAACAACAGCGAGGAAGUGAAAGAAGCCCUGUCGAGUUUCUUUCAAUGUAUAUCUAAGUACAAAGAAUUGCAUUCUCAUAGAUUGCUGCGAGAAUUACAACACGUUAUUAACCGGUUUCCAAAGUACUGCUUGACCCACAGGAGUAACAUCGAGACAUUUUUGAUUAGAUUCCUAAGCUCUAAUAAUUACUUCAACGUAAUAGAGGCAGCAAAAUGUACACAUGCACUACAACAAGUACGGCCAAGCCAAGAAAAGUCGGCAACACCUAAAACAAGCUGGAGGGAUCAGAUGACUGAUCUUUGCAAUGCAGUACACACUCUUAUUGGAUCUGUAUACUCUGAUGCGGUGGAAGUUUACAGGGACAAUCCUAAGCCUGCAAAAAAUGCAUCUACACCAAUGGCAGUGGCAUUAGCAGAUAUAACGAAAAAAAUAAAGGAUGUUAAAGAUAAGCAGUCAUUACUGCAUUUGAGGCUUAAGAAUAUUCUAGUUUUCAUACAGGCAAUGCUAGUGGAUGUGUAUCCAGUAGCCAAGCCAAUACAGCCUCAAACAAUAUUGGAUGUUGUAGUUCGACUUCUAAGCGUAACCAGUGGUACUAAACAGUAUGACACGGACAUUUGUACUAUAAAAAUACAGGCAUUAAGAACUUUAGAUGCCCUUGUAGUAUGCCUAGGUUCAAACCUGAUACCCUAUUCGCACCUAGUAUUCAGAUUAGUGUUACAGACAUUAAAGUGGACUUCAGACCAUCCAACUGACCAUACAAGUAAAGUGCGUUGCACUUCGUACAACAGUCUCGGGUACUGGCUAACCACACUGCACUCACAUAGGAUAUCUGACACAAGCAACACUUGGGAAGACAGUUUAGCUGACAAUAUUAUAACAGACAUCACACCGGUGAAGAAAGUUGUAUUACUCACUAUGGGUCCGCAACCGACAAAGAACCUCAGUAAAAAAGCUAAACGGAAGCUAGUAACUACGCAGCUGAAAGAAAGCAACCUCGCUGUGCAUGCACCUGGAGAAAACAACAAAACUUCUGUGUCAGAAGAAGUCAACAAUGAGAUAGCUAUAGCUGCCCUCGAAUGUGCCGAAAUAUUUCUCACUGUAUGCGGCCGAUUUCUUAAACCGGCUACCUAUAAGCUAUUCCAAGAAAGCUUAGUACGGGAAUGUUACAACUAUACAUUGUACACCAACGAUCAAUUGGUCCGCUUGCUGCGAGCAUUGGAGGCCACUCGGAAAACUGCACCAACCGGUGUACCCCCCACCACACAGUACUGCCUCCACUUGUACAGCUUGUUGCACAACAGUCAACGCGCUGAGAUUUCGCUGUUUUGCAGUCAAGCUUUGCUAGAUAUACGCUUGCAUCUACACUGUUCACCACCGUCGCUGAACUUUGCCCUCGAUGCACCGCGGGAGACUGAGAAAGCAACCAACAAGCGAAAGAAAGUUUCCGACCGAAAUCGAGCUAUGUUGGCAUCUUUGCUCGGGACGGACAAGGUACCAACAGCAGACAAUGACGAUGAUAUUAUUUCAAUACCUGAUGAACCGACAAGCAAGAAACUGCGACUAGAAAGUAAUGAAACUGACAAAAUUAGUCUCCUUAGCAGCGAUUCCGAAGGCUCAGUAGAGGAAGUAUGUGAUGAUUCAGAAAACGAUAACGUUGAAGAGGUAGAGGUUGUUGUUGAAAUAAAUGAACAGCGCGAUGAUGAUGAACCUUUGAUCGUUAAUGAAGAACAAACAACUGAAGUAACAAAACAAGGGACUGUUGAACCUGACACAAGUACUGAACUAAUUAAUCAAGAAAUUGAACUACAAGGGACUAAUGAACAAGUAAACUUAAACAAAAUAGUAGAACCAGAUCAAAAUAACCAAAUAGUAAAACUAAAUGGGGGUAUAGAGGUACAAGAAGAAGAAGCUUAUGUAGAACCCAUGAUAAUAGAUGAGACAGAUAAAAGCACAGAAAAAGUAAAUGUACCUAUUCAUGAAGCACUAACUCAAACACCUAUUAAUGUUUCAAAUGAUACUAUUGAGGAAGAUAAAUCGUUAUCAUUAGAAGUUGGUUAUGACUACCCAAAUACGAGUCCUGAGAAAGUGACAGUCUUAGAAAAAGUUGACGAUGAAAACCUUCCCAGUACAAAUGAUACUGACGACAUACAAAUAACCUGUGGGCAAGCUGUUAGAAGCUCACAGGAAGUUAAUGUAGAAAAAAAGCUCACUGAAACAGAUGUUAACUCAGACGAAAUACCUAAAGUUAAUGGGUUAGGGGAAUCUAUUGUCGAAAAUGGUAGUGCCGAAAAUCCAAUUGAGACUCCGGCAAAACUUAAAGUUGUUGAAGAUUCGUCCAUAAAUGAUGGGACUACUGUUGAAGAUAUGUUAGCCGAUUUUGUGGAUGAAGUGAAUGAUGGAGCAAUUGAAGCUUAAUUAUAAUUGUUGCUUAAAGCAUUUAUAUUAUUUUUCUUUUUAUAAUGUAUAGUGCCAAGAAUAACAACUAUUGCAUUUAUUGCGUAAAUAAAUAAUGAAUGAUUAAA
Molecule: messenger RNA, 2693 nt
Organism: Pararge aegeria (speckled wood butterfly)
Lineage: Eukaryota; Metazoa; Arthropoda; Insecta; Lepidoptera; Nymphalidae
Product: proline-, glutamic acid- and leucine-rich protein 1-like
Exons: 13
Coding region: 133-2586 (817 amino acids)
Biological process (GO): rRNA processing
Cellular component (GO): nucleus
Source: RefSeq, a predicted model, not a curated record